GGAGCUGGACGACGUCGCAGAAAACACUUGUUUGACGAUAACAAAGUUGAGAUAGCAAGCAUGGACGAAACUUCAAGAGGGUCUGAAGGCACAUUUUUGUAUUAUGGAUAUGGCAGUAAUCUACUGAAAGAGAGAAUUCACUUGAAAAAUCCGUCUGCUGUUUUUGUUGACGUCGCAGAAUUAAAGGAUCACAAGCUAUGUUUUGGAGGACAAAGCAAAUGGAUGAGUAAUAGAUGGCAUGGUGGUGUCGCUACUGUUGAAGAAAGGAAUGGGAGCUCUGUGUGGGGCAUAGUGUGGAGAUUGGAGGAAAGGGAUCUCGCAAGUCUGGAUUUACAAGAGGGUGAAGGCAUUGUUUACAGACGAAAGGAAGUCAUUGUGACAUCACAAGAUGGUACCCGUCAUACAUGUUGGACAUAUAGCAUGAUAGACUUUCAGGAGGGCACCCCGUCACCUCAGUACAUGGAUGUGAUCAGGAAAGGGGCCGAUCAAAACUCUCUCCCUCAGCAUUACCUGGAAUGGCUGAGAUCGAUUGAGGAUAACGGUUACAGCGGACAGGUGGAAAUCAUGAAUUUAAUCGAUUCCGAGAGCAGUGAUGAUACCUUCCUCUACUUUGGGUAUGGUAGCAACAUGUUGAAAGCCAGGAUUCAUGUACACAAUCCAACCGCACAGCUAGUUGGUCCAGCUAAACUUGAGGGUUAUAAGCUGUGUUUUCAUGCCUAUCCUGAUUGGAUAAGUUACUGGAAAGGUGCACCUGCUACUAUCAAGAAAGCUCCCGGUGAUCAUCUAUGGGGUGUAGUAUGGAGACUACAUAUAUCAGACCGAGAUCACCUAGAUAGUCAAGAAAGUGGAUACAGCGUCCUGGAUGUCACCGUCACAACACCAGAGGGCGGCAGUCAUGUCUGUCGCACUUAUCAACUUGAUAACGACGUAGAGGAGAUGGCUCCCUCACCGCAUUACAUGAAAGUUUUGAUUGAGGGCGCCAAACAAUCGCGAGUUCCUUCCUCUUAUAUUCAACGUCUUGAAGCGAUACCUCACAACGGAGAUAAGGAUCCCCCUCCUAUUAUGGCCACUCUCUUCAAAUCUACCACAUCUCAGUCGUGACCUGGGCCAGAAUAAUGAUAUUACAU
Molecule: messenger RNA, 1127 nt
Organism: Lytechinus variegatus (green sea urchin)
Lineage: Eukaryota; Metazoa; Echinodermata; Echinoidea; Temnopleuroida; Toxopneustidae
Exons: 6
Coding region: 61-1101 (346 amino acids)
Molecular function (GO): gamma-glutamylcyclotransferase activity
Source: RefSeq, a predicted model, not a curated record